Molecule: messenger RNA, 2816 nt
Organism: Anguilla rostrata (American eel)
Lineage: Eukaryota; Metazoa; Chordata; Actinopteri; Anguilliformes; Anguillidae
Gene: ltv1
Product: LTV1 ribosome biogenesis factor
Exons: 11
Coding region: 223-1647 (474 amino acids)
Biological process (GO): ribosomal small subunit export from nucleus; ribosomal small subunit biogenesis
Cellular component (GO): preribosome, small subunit precursor; cytosol; nucleus
Source: RefSeq, a predicted model, not a curated record
AUAUGAUCGUAUGGUCCUGUCAUGGCGGAGGCAACGUGUGAGAAGUCGUACAUGCCAGCUUUGGAUAAAAAAUAACUUUUCUUUUUUCCGCCUGGGAAAUGCUCAAUUUUGAGAAAUAAGAGUCAAAUUCUGAUCGUUAUGGUACCAACUUAUACUGUUGCCAAUAAAUAUCUGCGUGGGUAACAUUUUUAGCUAAAAUACUGACAAAUAUUCUGUUGAAGCAUGCCGCACAGAAAGAAGAAAGCAUUCAUUGAGAAGAAGAAGGCUGUGACCUUUCACCUGGUCCACAGAAGCCAGAGAGAUCCAUUAGUGGCUGAUGAGAAGGCCCCUCAGCAUGUGUUGAUACCUGCCAGCAAGGUGGAAGCUGAGAAGAGGAAAGAGGAGCAGAGGCAGUUUGGUGUGUUCUUUGAUGAUGACUACAACUACCUGCAACACCUCAAGGAGCCUGUGCAGCCCACAGAGCUGGUGUGUGCCAGCCUUCCGCCGAGAGAAGGCCAAGUACUUGUCACCGAGGAUGGAAAGGUGGAGGAAGAAGAGACUGAGAUGCACACACUUCCUGCCGUUUCCAUCAAUUUGCCAUCCUCUGUUUUCGCAUCUGAGUUUGAGGAGGAAGUGGGUUUGUUGAACAAAGCAGCACCUAUAUCAGGUCCAAGGCUAGAUAUGGAUCCUGAUAUUGUGGCGGCCCUAGAUGAAGACUUUGACUAUGAUGACCCAGAGAAUGAGCUAGAAGAUGACUUCAUUCUGAAGGCCAACAAUGCUGUGGGAGAUGAAAAUGAGGAUCUCUCCCACUGCAGUGACAGCGAUGAGUGGGAGGACACAGAUGAGGAGGAGAGUGGUGAGGAAGAGGAUGAAUACAAUUCGAAUGGCCCUCUUUCAGAGGAUGGGGACCGUGCGAUGCGGGAGUUCAUGUUUGCAGAGGAGGAAACAAAGAGCCGUUUCACUGAGUACUCCCUGACCUCCUCAAUCAUGAGAAGGAACGAGCAGCUCACCCUCCUUGAUGACCGCUUUGAAAAGUUUUUUGAGCAGUUUGACGAUGACGAGAUUGGGGCCCUGGACAAUGCGGAGCUAGAAGGUUUCAUAGACCCCAACAGCAUUCGUCUGGAGGAAGUCAUUAAAGAUUACUACAUACAGAAGGCGAAAGAAUACCAGAAGCCUGAUGACUUGGGUCCAAAAGCACUUCCUGCUGUGAAUGAAGAGGAGGAGGAAGAGAAACCAGAGAUAGAGACUAUACUUAUCGAGGAGCCACCCACAGAGAAAUGGGACUGUGAAACUGUACUCAGCACCUACUCAAACCUGUAUAACCAUCCAAAGCUUAUCCAAGAUCCACCUAAGCCGAAGCCUAUCAAAGUGUCCAGCAAGACGGGGAUCCCAAAGGACGUUCUGCCAGAGAGAGGCCUCACAGCCAAGCAGGCCGAGCGCAUGGAGAGGAUCAACGACCUGGACCUCCCCCGUGUCUCCACGCAGCCGCGACCCAAGGAGGAGGACAAGGAGGCGAGGAAGGCCAGGAAACAGGCCAUCAAGGAGGAGCGGAAGGAAAGGAGAGGUGAAAAGAAAGCCAAUAAGAUGGCAUUCAAGCAAGAGAAAACCCGGCAGGAGAGGGAACAGAUGAACCUUCGGAGCAACAUGCAAGGCCUCAAACUGUCCUAGCCUCUGCUUUGCCUAAACAGCCACCCAUCUCUUACCCUGACUGAGAACAGCUUUCAACUGAGGACACUGGCACACCUUACUGCUGGAACCCACCUAGCUGUCUUCAAACCACGUAGGGGAGGUCCCAGACAUCACCGCAAGUGUAAUUCUGGAUGCUCCUCGCUCAUCUCUAUGGCGGACCAAAAAUGCCAAAAUUAAAAAAUAAAUGACUCUAUUAAUAAAUAUGAAUGCAAGAAACAAUAUACAUUCCUGUACUUAUUUCUUGAUUCAAAUAUUUAUUUCCUUAUUUCUUUGUCGAUAUGAUAAUGAGGGGGGCGCAGCUAUUACAUUCAGGCAUAGAAAUCCUGCAGUUUGUUUGAGACCGAGAGGGCAGUUCUGAGUGUUCAACUUGAAAUACGAAAUACACUGUGCAAACUCCAGUGCAAUCGCCUAAGAAUUCCAUGUUACAUUUGGCCCUGCUCUGCCCUACUAACGUAGUCAAAGCAACCAGGUGUUGAAGCACAGCAUGUACAGUUGAUCGGCGCACUCUUGUAUCAAUCAACCAAUGGGAAUAAGUUGACACCAUUACGUACUUUGAUUGACAGCCCCCUCAUUAUUAAGGACAAGGAAAUACAAAAAUAAAUACAGAAAUGAAUGACAGGAAAUAAAUAUAGGGAAAUAGGCAAAAUAAUUCAGAAAUACCCAUUUGUCAUAUUUUUUUUUUUUUUUUUUAGAUUUUCUUGCGUUCCAUAUUUACUUACUAAUUUAUCAAGUCUUUUAAUUAAUUUGGCAUUUUUGGUCCUCCAUACAGCUCACCUGGAAGUGUUCGAUGCAUGUAUAUAUCUGGCCACUGUGCCAUUUUUAAGCCUGAUUUUUGUACUGCAUUUCCAGGAGGUUUUCAUUGUUGACAGCCAGGUUUGUUGGGCCAGAAAACUUUCUAGAAAUCUGGAAUUUAAAGAAAUAUUUGUCGCUCUCUGGACUCUAAUUUUAUUGUGAAUACUUUCUCGGGCUUUGAAAUGUGACUGGAUAUUUGGUCAUCCACAGAAUCCUCUUGCAAAAGGAGAUGAACUGACACUCAUUAACAUACUGAAGCAAUUACAUACAGAUCAGUGGAUUUCUCAAUGUUACUCGUAAUACAAUGAGCUUUAUUUGCAUUUUUGCAGUGGAAAAUAAAGUAUGUGAAGGUGAAA